UGGUGGAAGAUUCCUCCGCCACUUGCGAGGCAGUCUCGCUCCAGCGGCGGACGGCCUCCCGCUCGUCUCCACCGGCUGCCUUUUGUUCGCCCUGUCCCGGGAGAAAAGCACCGCCGCCGCGUCCACGUCCCCGUCAAGCGCACACUGGCUGGAAAAUGAUCAUCUGUGCGAAUAAGAUGGAGUACCCGCUCAGAAGCCAAUGCCAGGCCAUGGUGAACAGCGAGAAGGAGCGAGUGUCGCUGCUCUUGGUGAAGGCGCUGAUGGGCCGAGGCAGCGUGGACGCCGUCUCCCAGCAGAUGGCCUCUCACCCCCAGUACUUGGAGAGUUUCCUGCGCGCGCAGCACUACAUCCUGCACAUGGACGGCCCCCUGCCGCUGCCGUGCCGCCAUUACAUCGCCAUCAUGGCGGCCGCGCGACAUCACUGCAACUACCUGGUGUACCUGCACUCGGCCCAGUUUCUGAGGCUGGGCGGGGACCCCGUGUGGCUGCAGGGCUUGGAGGCGGCGCCCCCACGCCUCCGCCUCCUGGACCACAUCAACAAAGUCCUGGCCCACCAGCCCUGGCUCACCGCCUGCUCCCACAUCAAGACGCUGCUCAAGUCGGGCGAGCAGUGCUGGUCGCUGGCGGAGCUGGUGCAGGCGGUGGUCAUCCUGGCCCACUGCCACUCGCUAUGCAGCUUUGUCUUUGGCUGCAACACCGACUCCGACCUGGCGCCCCUCAGCAAAUCUCCCAACGGUACACCGCCCACCUUCUGCCCGUUUGACGCUGCUAACGGCAACCCCAACGUGCCUCAGUCGGAGCGCAUAACACGACGACGGUCUGUGGACUCCAGCGGGGAUGUGGUGUGUCUGAAGUCCAGGCUCCACAGGUCCCAGGAGGAGCGAGACAAGAUGCACACACUCCAGCAAAGUGACGUGGAAGAAGAAGAGGAGAUGAUCUACUUAGCUGACCCCUCACGCUUCAUCACAGAUCCUGACUUCUAUUACCAGGAGUUCACCCGCAGGGACGACGACCACUUCCAAGUAUUUCGAGUUCAGGACUACUCCUGGGAGGACCACGGCUUCUCCUUAGUCAACAGACUGUACUCGGACAUCGGCCACCUGCUGGAUGACAGGUUCAGAAGUGUCACCGCCCUCUCGUCACAGCACAGCCCCGACCUGAAGAGAGCCAUCUGGAACUACAUCCAUUGUGUGCUGGGAAUACGGUAUGACGACUACGACUAUGGGGAAGUCAACCAGCUGCUGCAGAGGGACUUGAAGCCCUACAUCAAGGCACUGGCCUGCUUCCCAGACCCCACCAAGACCCCUGCCUGUCCACUCAGCUGGGCCCCACUUAAACCUUCCGAGAGGAUCCACAUCAACCUGCUGGUCAUGGAGGCACGCCUGCAGGCAGAGCUGCUGUACGCUCUGAGAGCCAUCACCCAGUACAUGAUCGCCUGACACCACCCAGUCCCAGUACAUGAUCGCCUGACACCACCCAGUACACGAUCGCCUGACGUCACCCAGUACAUGAUCGCCUGACACCACCCAGUCCCAGUACAUGAUCGCCUGACACCACCCAGUACACGAUCGCCUGACGUCACCCAGUACAUGAUCGCCUGACACCACCCAGUCCCAGUACAUGAUCGCCUGACACCACCCAGUACAUGAUCGCCUGACGUCACCCGGUACACGAUCGCCUGACACCACCCAGUACAUGAUCGCCUGACACCACCCAGUACACGAUCGCCUGACACCACCCAGUACAUGAUCGCCUGACACCACCCAGUACACGAUCGCCUGACACCACCCAGUACACGAUCGCCUGACGUCACCCGGUACACGAUCGCCUGACGUCACCCAGUACAUGAUCGCCUGACACCACCCAUUCCGAGUACAUAAUCGCCUGACACCACCCAGUACACGAUGGCCUGACGUCACCCAGUACAUGACAUCACCCAGUACAUGAUCGCCUGACACCACCCAGUACAUGACAUCACCCAGUACAUGAUCGCCUGACACCACCCAGUACAUGACAUCACCCAGUACAUGAUCGCCUGACACCACCCAGUACAUGAUCGCCUGACAUCACCCAGUACAUGACGUCACCCAGUACAUGAUCGCCUGACAUCACCCAGUACAUGACAUCACCCAGUACAUGACAUCACCCAGUACAUGAUCGCCUGACGUCACCCAGUACAUGACGUCACCCAGUACAUGAUCGCCUGACACCACCCAGUACAUGACAUCACCCAGUACAUGAUGGCCUGACACCACCCAGUACAUGACACCACCCAGUACAUGAUCGCCUGACGUCACCCAGUACAUGACAUCACCCAGUACAUGAUCGCCUGACGUCACCCAGUACAUGACAUCACCCAGUACAUGAUCGCCUGACGUCACCCAGUACAUGACAUCACCCAGUACAUGAUCGCCUGACAUCACCCAGUACAUGACGUCACCCAGUACAUGAUCGCCUGACAUCACCCAGUACAUGACGUCACCCAGUACAUGACGUCACCCAGUACAUGAUCGCCUGACAUCACCCAGUACAUGAUCGCCUGACGUCACCCAGUACAUGACGUCACUCAGUACAAGACAUCACCCAGUACAUGAUGGCCUGACCACUCUGCUCAUGUCUGCCCCUAGUGGCCAUUGCUGCACACCACAUCCUGCUGACUUUCUUCUAAGAGUACUUUUCUUUUUUUAAGUAACAUUUCUCAUGUUUGUCCUUGGUGAUAUUCAUACCUGAGCGUGCCACACACACACACACACACACACACACACACACACACACACACACACACACACACACACGACGGACAC
Molecule: messenger RNA, 2804 nt
Organism: Entelurus aequoreus (snake pipefish)
Lineage: Eukaryota; Metazoa; Chordata; Actinopteri; Syngnathiformes; Syngnathidae
Gene: sesn4
Product: sestrin 4
Exons: 9
Coding region: 156-1439 (427 amino acids)
Biological process (GO): regulation of response to reactive oxygen species; cellular response to L-leucine; cellular response to leucine starvation
Cellular component (GO): nucleus
Molecular function (GO): oxidoreductase activity, acting on peroxide as acceptor; L-leucine binding
Source: RefSeq, a predicted model, not a curated record